UCAGGAGUUCUGGGAGGAUGGGACCAGCCCCGACCCUGAACGUUGUCCCAAUCUAGAGAGACACUGACAAGUUGUGACCUGCAGGGUACAAGCUGCAUCCUGGGGGAAAGAAUCCCCUUCUAAAGCUCUGCCAUCAAUGACUCAGCUAUUCCCCCCUGCGCAGAAUGUCUCAGGCCCCUGGGGCUGGGGGCGUGGGGCUCAUUUGCAAAGCAGGUGCACCUGGCCACUGAGUCUGACCUGCCUCCUUUCCCCACAGCAUGUCAACUUGUGGGUCGUGUCCAGGGUGUCGCAGGAGCGAGCCAGGGCCAUCAGGAGCAGCAGAGCCCUGCUGAGAUACACAGUCACCCUCCCUGAGUUUGACAUCUCAGCCGAGUUCCCUAGGAUGGGUCACCAUGUGGCCCAGCUGGCUCUAUUUGUCAGCGAGCCAGACAAGGACAUCAGCCGGCAUGCCAGGGAGGGGACUUACCGGCUCUACCAACUGCUGCUCCAACAGAGGGGGCUGACCAUACAUGACGUGGAAGAUCUCUGGUGCUAUGACUGGCACCAGGACAGAAGGCUCUUAGGCUACAAGAAUACAGCCAGAGUGGGGGAGGUCUUUGGAAAAUUCUUCUCCAUCGGUCAGAAAAGAUCCUUCCUGCAGACAGCAGUGCUGGCCAUCCACGACCCCCUGCUGCAUGUCAGCCAGGCUGGGCUGGUGCUCGUCUACUCCCUCCUGGGGGAAACCCAGCAACUGAUGGGGGUCACGCACGAGGAUGUCACAGCCAAGGUCAUGUGCCAGCUUCACAUCAUCAGGCACUUGCACCAGAUGCCCGAGGUGUUGCAAGGGCUGUGGCUCAUCUGAUGCUCUUCAAGGUUCCCCUCCCUGUUCAGCAAGUCCCGCUCCCUGCUGCAGCAAGAGACUCCGCAGAGAACUCCUCAAACCUGUUCUCCUGGGAGCGUUUGUGGGAGGAGGCUCCCGUCCCUCAGUCUCCAACUCCAUCAUGCAGUCUCUUUCACCUAACAUCUCCGCUC
Molecule: messenger RNA, 1011 nt
Organism: Chelonia mydas (Green sea turtle)
Lineage: Eukaryota; Metazoa; Chordata; Testudines; Cheloniidae
Exons: 6
Coding region: 137-841 (234 amino acids)
Cellular component (GO): cytoplasm
Source: RefSeq, a predicted model, not a curated record